Messenger RNA from Heterocephalus glaber (naked mole-rat), 4145 nucleotides. It is a transcript of the gene Scarb2, whose product is annotated as scavenger receptor class B member 2. Gene Ontology annotation, cellular component: lysosome; cytoplasm; membrane. The record is from RefSeq and is a predicted model, not a curated record. NCBI's taxonomy places the organism in Eukaryota, Metazoa, Chordata, Mammalia, Rodentia, Bathyergidae. Gene Ontology annotation, biological process: protein targeting to lysosome; receptor-mediated endocytosis. Gene Ontology annotation, molecular function: scavenger receptor activity.
GGCCGUGCUCCGAGCCCGGGUCCUCGCGACGCCACCGCGGCGGCUGGGGCGGCGCCUCUCGCUCCUCGUAUCCCGGCCGCGGGCCGGGGCGGCGCGCAGCAUGGGCAGAUGCUGCUUCUACGCUGCGGGGACGCUGUCCCUGCUGCUGCUGGUGACCAGCGUCACGCUGCUCGUGGCCCGGGUCUUCCAGAAGGCCGUGGACCGGGCGGUCGAGAAGAAUGUGGUGUUACGGAAUGGGACUGAGGUCUUUCACUCCUGGGAGAAGCCCCCACUGCCUGUAUACACCCAGUUCUACUUCUUCAACGUCACUAACCCGGAGGAGAUCCUCCGCGGGGAGCCCCCUCUGCUAGAGGAAGUGGGGCCCUACACCUACAGGGAACUAAGAAACAAGGCAAAUAUUCAAUUUGGAGACAAUGGAACAACAAUAUCUGCUGUUAGCAACAAGGCAUAUGUUUUUGAACGAAAUCAAUCUGUUGGAGACCCUAAAGUUGAUUUAAUUAGAACAUUAAAUAUUCCUGCAUUGACUGCCAUGGAGUGGACGCGGAACCCCUUCCUCCGGGACAUCAUCGAGGCUGUGCUCAAGGCCUACAAGCAGACGCUCUUCAUCACCCACACUGUGCAUGAGCUGCUCUGGGGCUACAAAGACGAGCUCUUGUCGCUGGUCCACGCGUUCAAACCGGACGUCUCCCCCUAUUUCGGCCUGUUCUAUGAAAAAAAUGGGACUAAUGAUGGAGAUUAUGUUUUCCUAACUGGAGAAGACAGUUAUCUUAACUUUACAAAGAUUGUGGAGUGGAAUGGAAAAACAUCUCUUGACUGGUGGACAACAGACAAAUGCAACAUGAUUAAUGGGACAGAUGGAGAUUCUUUUCACCCACUAAUAACCAAAGAUGAAGUCCUUUAUGUCUUCCCAUCUGACUUCUGCAGGUCUGUAUAUAUAACCUUCAGUGACUAUGGGAGUGUAGAGGGGCUGCCCACCUUUCGGUAUAAGGUGCCCGGAGAAAUAUUAGCCAAUACCUCAGAAAAUGCUGGCUUCUGUCUUCCUGAAGGAAACUGCCUGGGCACUGGAGUGCUGAAUGUCAGCAUCUGCAAGAACGGUGCACCCAUUAUUAUGUCUUUCCCACACUUUUAUCAAGCAGAUGAGAGGUUUAUUUCUGCCAUACGAGGCUUGCAUCCAAAUAAAGAGGAUCAUGAGACUUUUGUGGACAUUAAUCCUUUGACUGGAAUUAUCCUAAGGGCAGCAAAGAGGUUCCAAAUCAACAUUUAUGUCCAAAAGAUUGAUGACUUUAUUGAAACAGGAGACAUUAAAACCAUGGUUUUCCCAGUGAUGUAUCUCAAUGAGAGUGCUAUCAUUGAUAAAGAGACUGCAAGUCGACUUAAGUCUGUAAUUAACACUACUCUGAUUGUCACCAACAUACCCUACAUUAUCAUGGCACUGGGUGUGUUCUUUGGUUUGAUCUUCACCUGGCUUGCAUGCCGAGGACAGGGAUCUACGGAUGAGGGAACAGCAGAUGAAAGAGCACCCCUCAUAAGAACUUAACCAUCUCUCAGUGAAGGCAUGUGUGAGCUGUCCUUACCUGGACUGUGACAGGGGCCCCCACAUCCUCACAGACUCUGUAAGUGUGAAGAGGAGGGAGAAGACACGGUGUCGGCAGGUGAUGAGAGGAGUGUUCUGGCCAGAUAGGAAAAGGCAGGCUAACAUGGCUGGCCAUUGUGCUUUAUAGAAUCACGUGGUUUCUGAAACUGUUUUUUCAUAUGUCUAGCAAGUAUUUAAUAAAUUCUUAUAUAGUAACUUGGGGGGGGCUGGGUUCUGGUGGCUAUGGAAGUUUGUAACCACUGUUGUUAAUGUGUCACUGCAUCACUUGUUAAUGCUCUUUGGUCUAACCUUAGUCAAUAUGCUUCAUUCACCAAGUUUUGUGUUCCAAGUACAUAUGUACCACUUUUUGUCAUAUUCCUAAUUUCUCUCCCCAAAUGGAAGUAUCAGUUUGGAGACCAGGGGUAAAAUGGUAACCUCAUCCAAUAUAGGAUUCAAAUGCAUCUGAUUUCUUCUUUUAAACUAUUACAUACUGCAUAUCAUGCUAAUCUUCAAUUCAUAAUUCCUCCAGGAAAAUAACUUGGUCUUCUGACUACUUUUAUACUGGGUAGGAGUCAAGCAGGGAAGGGACUGAGUGAGGCGGUAUCCAUGAGUGGACAGUGAUAAGUGCUGAAAGAUUUUUAAGUUGUAUUUUUGUGAACCAAGAGAAUGUAUAAAUAAUGUUGGUAAGGAUAAGUACAGAUAUUUCAUAAAGAGUAAAACUAAAUGCUAGUUAUGACAUUUGUAGAUAAUUAUUUUUUAGUUGAAAUUAUUUUGAUAUGUAAGAUUCUCUGGGAGAAUGUAAUCAGUGAUUUUCUCCAGUCAGCCCUGCCAAAUAAGAUACUGUAUGAAUACAAUACUAUUGAGUGAUUAUUUGUAAAAUUAUGGCUAUUAGAAAUCCAUUCAUUCAUAACCGAAGUUACACAUUUCAGGAAGUCUAGAGCAGACAGGCAUUUCUUCUGGGACAGUCUUCUUGGUAACUUUGAAAUUGUUUUUAUAAGUUCUUUCCUGAGACUCAAUUUUUUCUUUUCUUUUUUUUUGUUUUGUAGUUCACUGUCACUGAGAAAAAUGAGCCCUACACUUCUCAUGACAAAUCAUUUUACAGACAGAAUGGCAAGUGUUUAAAGUACUGCACAGAAAGUGCUUUAAAGAAAAAUCCCUUGAGAUCUAAAGCAGUGUAGCCAAAGGCAAGAGAAUAGGGAACCCCUGUUACUUCACAGAGUUCAGAAUUCAGGCAGAGUUAGGGGCAUUUGCUUUGAUUCUGAAAGUUCCACAUUGAUUUCAACCAAGAAGUCUACACAGUUACUUGGUAAAGUGCUUACAGAAUUUCCCAACAAUUCAGUUGCCCCAAGAGACUAAAAGAAAAAGGAAUUAUGGAUGUCAUUUACAUAACUCCUUAUCUGUAUGGAGGUAAUAAGCCACUUUAAUGUACAUACCCAGCUUUCCUAUUGCUAUACUAAAGCAAUAUGUGUGUGUUAUGUUUCCCUUUUUGAAGGGGCAAUGCAUUAACUCUCAACUUUUCUAUAAAUCAAGAUGAAAACUUUUAGAUACAUCAAAUUGCCAAAAUGUGAAAAACUAAAUUAAAAAAUACUUGGCCUUAAAUAUUUCCAAAUACCUAGGCUAGGGUUUAGUAUUUAACUUGGUAAUUGGCAUAUCUUAUUCCUUAUGCGUUUACUGUUCCACACCAAGAUAAUGGAUAAGCCAAGGCAGGGGAUGUGCAUUGGCUCAGUCCUAUUUUCAGAAUGUAGUGAUCUGUGAGGAGAUUUUUAAAUAGUCUUUAAGUCAGUGAUGGUGAACCUUUUAUAGCUUUCAGUGAUACAAGCAGCCAGGUGCAGCACAUGUGCCAAAGGUUUGCCACUCCUGCUCUAAGUGAUACCAGUUAGUCAUGUAUACAUUUAGACUGAGUCCCAUAAAGGCAAGACGACCCAAAACAUUAAUUCCAUAUUUACAUCAUUAUACUUAUUGGUGAAAACCACAUUUGGUAUUUUCCUUCUGAAAAAUCUGUGGUAAACCCAUACACUGUAGUGAGAAUUACAAGUUGGUUAAGAAGAAUGAAUUCACUUGUUUGGUUUUAGGUUGAUAAAAGCCAACUGCUCCUCAGGCUCAUGCUUUUGCAGCCUUUAUCCUGGAAAGUCGCCCAAAGGCACUGUGAUUGUCAGCUUUGUCAGCAAUCACAGAAUGGCAGGCAGGGAAAACUGGGACUUUAGCAUCAACAAGAGAUAGGCUUUGCCACUUUUAGCUCCAGACUUUUCUUUAUGUUCUAGAAAGAUCACUAACGGUCAAAGUGGAACAAGCACUACAUGACUGACCCCUAUUGGGGUUUUUACUUAAAGGAGGCCAGUUUUUAAUUUAAAUUGCUUGAGAGAUGAAUUCUGCAGAAGAUGAUCCUCAUACUUGGCCCUCUGGGCGCCAUUACUCUGUGAACUGCUUGUACCUAUGAAAGAGAAUACUGACCAGAGUGCUCUUCAUGCCGCUUGUACAGUGGAUUCCUUUCAUGUGACUCUUGACCUGUUUUAUUUCUACCCUUAAUGCAAUGAAAUGUUUCACUAAUAAAAAACUUUAUUUAAAAGUGCAA